CUACGAUAUUAACAUGAUAUAUGUCAAAAUUCUGGAAUUUUUUAUUAAACACGAACUCAAAUUAACAAGUGGAGGUCCAAUUACUAACUAAAAUCACUGUAUGGGUCUCGAUCAGGUUCAUCAUGAAAAACUCGAUACCGAAAACGUAACAAUACACCUAAUUUCAGGAGCUAUUGCAGGUUAUGCGGAAUACAUCAUAAUGUACCCUAUAGAUACGGUCAAAACCAGAAUGCAAUCAAUAUCCUUUAAGGGGACUCGCAAUAUAUUUGGAGUCUUAUUGAAGAUGAUCGCCGAAGAAGGUAUUUUGAGCCCCAUUCGAGGUCUUACAGUUGUAGUUGCAGCUUCUGGUCCAGCACAUGCUUUAUAUUACGGGAGUUACGAGUUCGUCAAAAUAAAUCUGCAGCACGUAGUGAAGAAUCACAAUUCGUUUUGUCAUGGCGUAGCCGGUUGUUUUGCUACAUUUUUUCAUGACGCUGUAGUAAAUCCUUCUGAGGUAAUCAAACAAAGAAUGCAAAUGGAGAAAUCUACGUGCCAUUCAGUUAUUCAGUGUACUAAGGAAAUAUACAGAAUUGAAGGGUUCCAAGCUUUUUACAGAUCUUUUGCUACGACCUUAUUAAUGAACAUACCAUUCCAAUCUAUCCACUUCAUCGUCUACGAAUUGUGUCAGGAUUAUUUAAACAAAGAACGUGACUACGAUCCUAAGUCUCAUAUUAUCAGUGGAGGACUCGCUGGUGGAGUAGGCGCAGCUAUUACCAAUCCUCUAGAUGUAUGUAGGACACUCAUUAACACUCAAGAAAGUAAAGAAGCUGUUGGCUUAGUUAAAGCUGUAAAAAUUGUUUAUAAGAAAACAGGAUUUCGUGGUUUCCUUUCAGGUGUAACCGCUAGGACUCUACAUCUUAUGCCAUCUACAGCCAUUUGUUGGUCAACUUAUGAGUUUUGUAAAUAUCUUCUUAAAGAACAGAAACAUAAAGAUAGUGAUAGAAAUAAAUAAAAUAAAUAGGUUACAAUUUAGAGGUUAUAUAAAUGAAGAACCAACUAUAUUGCGCGCCACAGUUAAAAUUUGGCGUUAAAAGUUGCCGCUUACAUCGCAAUGCUGGCUGACGUUCGAUGAUAGACAGAGAAGCGAGGACUAUAUGCACAUCAUUUCAUGAAAACAAAAAAUAUAUACAGGGUCCUCAAUAUCUAGCUCUAGUGCACACGUGAGAAUAGAAAACUACUGUGCGCAUAAAGUGCAUUUUCAUUUUAUCUAGUGCAAAAGUGGAUGGUAAAUAGAAUUGAUUGUUAAAAUAUUCGUUAAAAAAAGAGUCGAUUGUAUUGUAAAAAGAAUUGAAUUGUAUUGUCAAAAGAAUAGAUUCUAAAAUUGUAAAAUAGAUCGAAUGGAAAAUGCGUUGAUUUUAAUCAAUUAGACAAUCCAAACCACGUGACUUUUUAAUGGUGGACGACAAUGAGCAAAAAUAAUAAAAGUGACAAAAACACUUCUAGGGAGAUUAGUAGUCUAAGUGAGUGCAUUAUUUUUGAAGUAGUUUGAUUACAGUUUUUCGAUGUGUUAAGUGCA
Molecule: messenger RNA, 1555 nt
Organism: Psylliodes chrysocephalus
Lineage: Eukaryota; Metazoa; Arthropoda; Insecta; Coleoptera; Chrysomelidae
Source: the annotation of a GenBank genome assembly